AUGGGCUGCCACGCGAGCAAGCAGGCUAGCCUGAGCGGGGAGAUUCGGUCGGAGGAGCUAGCCAAGUGCGCCGCGGUUUCGGGCGAGGUGCGAUGGGUCUGGCUCAGAUCACGGUCUCUCUUCAGCUUCGCUGAACUUCGCUCGCUCUUCAAGCAAUUCCAAGCAGCUCUGCGAGCGUCGUCACAGCAGCAGCAGGAGCAGCCUGGUGAACUUCAAUACCACGACCUGCUCGGCGCCGCGUCCCAGGCGGCGCCCGUCUGCAGCGUGGAGGCCAUCAAAGGGGGCGGCCGAGCUCCGUCGUACGGCGGCGCGCCGGGCUCGGCGAUGAGCAAGGCGCAGUUCCUGUCGCUGUGCGAGUCGAGCGACGCGUUUCGUUUGUCUGAGGUGGUCGGCGCCUUCGGGUCACGGCUCUUCGAUGUCCUCGACGCUAGCGGCGUUGGGUUCCUGGACUUCGAGACCUUCGUGCUCGGGCUAAGCAAGCUGCUCAAGGGACCAGAGAAGGAGAGGCUGAAGCUCCUAUACUCCGCCUACGACCUGUCGGGAGUGGCGCCCAGCGAAGAGCGACGGAAGUCGAGCCAAUCGAGCGGAGGCAGCAGCAGCUUGAGCGGCGGCAACGGCACCGGCGGCGGCGGCGGCGGUGGUGGCAGUGGCAAGGUCAAGCCGUCCCGAAGGAGCAAGUACCUCACCCUCGAGGACAUCACGGCCGUCCUCGCCAGCGCCUCGCAGACGGCGGCCUACCCGGCCCUCUUGAGCUUCACCACGGACGGUAAGGGCGGCAUGACCACCGGCCACCUCAGCGGCGGGGGGCUUAUCGGCGGUGGCGGAGGUGGCACCGGCGGCGAUGGCAUGUUUUGCUGCAGCUGCUGCUGGUGCUGCACGGGCUGCAACGGCGAAGGCUGCAGCGGCGGAGCCGGAGCCGGAGCCGGAGCCGGAGCCGGAGCCGGAGCCGGAGCCGGAGGCGGGGGUGCGGCUGUGGUGGCAUGUCAAAGUAAGAAAGGUGGUUUUGGGGGCAGGGCACGGUCAGAGCUUCUAAAACCCGUGUACAAGUGCAAGGACCUCACGGCAGCUUCUACUGCCCAGCCCCGCCCCCGCCCCCCUCUACACAUGGUUUGAGCUUGGGGUGAACCGGAGGUUCACACGACGCACCCGGCUUUAGCUUCCCCGUUGUAUUGCUUCUUUUUUUUGUGUUUGGCCGGGCGUCGUGUUUUGCGUUUGUUUUGUCUGUUGGAGACAUAGUCAGCAUACCGGUUUGUUUGUGUGUCGUAGUCUUGGGGGUGUGUGUCUUGGGGGCGGCACUGAUGCAACCAAUGUCCGAUAGGGAAGGAAUUCGGUGGCAGGAUGCCUCCCGCCGUUGGUGUUUAGGCUGAUGCAGCCAAUGUCCGAUAGGGAAGGGAUUCGGUGGCAGGAUGCCACCCGCCGUUGGUGUUUAUUUAGUGAUUUGUUGUUCCAGUCCGCUUCGCGGGGGGAAUGGUGCAGGAGAUGAACGUGAAUCAAGUGUGUUUUGCGCGGUAGAUGAGACCUGACGAAACAGCGAGAUUAGCAUGGUGCUUGUAGUCUUAUGUCUCCGUCCGUCCGGCAUUUUUCGGAUUGGUUUUGUGUUGAUUGACCUCCCCCAUGCGCAGAAGAUGACGCACGUUUUUUUCAGCGAAGGCCCCCUGUCUCGCGAAAACCGACGACUGAUUCACCGCGUUGGUAGGUGCUUACAUUUGUUUGCCCAAGAUCGUUCUCAUGUGUUGUUGAAAGGUAAAGAUUCAUCUAGUCUUGUGUGUUCGGGCACGAUUUCGUCGGCCGAGGCAAAACGCUUCUUCUGCUGUUCGCUGUGUUCGUUGGUGUUACUUGUUGUGGUGCGAUGAUCAGCGUGUUUUCAUGGUAUAUCCGCCAUCCGCCUCGGAGGGGGGAUUGCUUGUGGUGAUUGUUUUUGGUUUCGUCAUACAUUGUAGGGGAGGGGGGAGGAGGGCGCAAAACGGCUCAUGUUGUCCGUCACAUAUCUCAGACAGACGUAUCUAGGCGAGGAAUAUUCAAUGAGGUGACACCCGAGAACCCCCUCGAACCGACACGUGCGUGCUCGUAUAUGGUCGACAUUUAAUUGUUUGUGACUGGUGUGGCUGCCUUGUUGGCAUUGGGGUAUUGGAAGAAGCGCGGCUUUCUAAACGAAAAAGUGAUCAGUUUUCACGCAAAAGCCAUCGACUAUUAUGAACAAGUCGGUUGGUUUACGCAGCGUUCUCUUCUUUUUCUUUCCGCCACCCACGCGCGCACACAACGCGGCUGCAGCUUCGGAAAAUUGUAGACAAGACGGUCCGUCUACGGAUGGAUGCGAUGUA
Messenger RNA from Ectocarpus siliculosus, 2321 nucleotides. The record is from the annotation of a GenBank genome assembly. Lineage: Eukaryota; Phaeophyceae; Ectocarpales; Ectocarpaceae.